Molecule: messenger RNA, 5556 nt
Organism: Bursaphelenchus xylophilus (pine wood nematode)
Lineage: Eukaryota; Metazoa; Nematoda; Chromadorea; Rhabditida; Aphelenchoididae
Source: the annotation of a GenBank genome assembly
AUGGUUCAGAGUGCCACCGGACGGCCUCGAGGGCGCCCGCGCAAGGCAACUGUCAUUAAACCUAAACGUAAGGCUACUCUGCAUGUUGUACAGUUUUAGGUGCUCUAAAAAGACCAGCAGUUGUUGAUGUUGAAACUACAACUAAGCGUGCUAAACUUAUCUCGUUACGAGUUGAUGAUCCAGUAAUUUGUCGGAGAUGCAAAACGAUUGGCAAGGAUACUCAAGGAUUAGUCGAUGCAUUAAGAACAAAGUAUUCCUUACCGAACAUUGGUAAGAAGUCUUUGGUUAUCAAUGCCGAAGGCGUUUACAUUGUUCCACCAAACGGGAAAGAGGAUGAUGUCGAAACAAAGAUUUGCAUUGCCAUAAAUGAAGAAGAAGUACCCAAAAUCGGUGGAAAAGUGAUAGAAUUCAACUUAGAUAAGAUUACAGAGGAAGAUGAAGAUUCGGAUUCCUUUGAAAGGGAUGAGGAACAUGAUGAAUUCCUUUUGAAAGAACUCGUCAAGGUUGAAGGAAGAGAUGACGAAAUUGAAAGUACAACGCUAUUGAAUGAUAGUGGUGUAGAAAGUAACGAAGUAGCUAGCGAAACCUGGGACGAAGAGUCCGACAACAGUACGUAACACGUAAUUGCUUUAUGAUUCUAUAACUAAUUAUUUAUUUAGGACUUUCACCAUCUCCGGUAGAUUCUGUUCCGGAAACAGCACUGCCUCCAACCCAACAUCUGCCUGACUUUAAGCCCAUAAGUGACUGUAAAUUGAGAUGCGACGCAGAUUACGUUCUGAAUAAUGAUCGGCCUGACAAAUGCAUGUGCAAUUAUACGGAUGAUGAGAAGAAGCAAGGAAAGGCUUGCUCCUCUGGCCAAUGUCUGAACAGGGCAAUGAGAUACGAAUGCCCUACAAGAUGUCCUUCAGGGGAAUACUGUCGAAAUAGAAGAUUUCAAAACGUAAGUUUUUGCGUAUUUGCCACUUGUGUAACUUUGAUUUCGGUGGUUCUCAAGGAAAUGAUGUCCUUUUCCUUCUGUUUCGAUUAUUGAAAUGUUUCAUUACAGAAGGAGUAUGCAAAGAUUGAACCUUUUUUUGCGGGGGCAAAAGGAUGGGGAAUACGAUGUUUGGAGAAUGUGCCCAGGUCGGUUUUUUUUAUUUUUAAAUAUUAGAAUUUUAGUGGCUCAUUCAUCAUUGAAUAUGUUGGCGAGAUUAUUGAUUCAUUCCAAUGCCGUAAACGGUCUAGAAAGUAUGCAAAGGAUCAGAAUCACAAACAUCAUUAUCUGAUGUCCCUGACAUCUGAAACUUUCAUCGACGCAACGAGAAAAGGAAACAUUUCACGCUUUGUGAAUCAUAGUUGUGAUCCCAAUGCAGCGACAGAGAAAUGGACCAUUAAUAGGAGGACGAGGAUUGGAUUCUUUGCGAUCAAAGAUAUUUCCGCAGGCGAAGAAAUUGUUUUCGAUUAUAAUUUUGAACGGUUUGGGUAAGUUCUUUUCCGACUCAAAUUAUUUUUUUAGAAAAACUGCGCAGAAAUGUUACUGCGGAUCCUCGAACUGUCGUGGCUACAUAUCUGGCAAGCAAGAAACAUCUGAGGAUAUAGUUGAAGAGGCGGAAGACGACGAGUUGAGCGAGUCGGAUGAGGAAGACGACGAGCUCUCUGAUACUUCUGAGGAUGAAGAUGAUGACGAUUUUGUUCAACCUGCACCUCCGCCACCCUCAUUGCCCAACAAGAUAUCCACUGUUGUAACCAAGGCUCGAUUGGCCGAGCAAAAGGCCAUUGCUCUCGAGAAGAGAAUACUGACUCAAUUCGCUCAAUGGGUCGAGAACGGAGAGAUAUCACAGAACUUGGAGCACUUCAAGAGGUAUGUUUGGGAGCUCUGAUGGAAAUUUAUAUCUCAAAGCUUUGAAUUAUCAUAUUCUUUUAGGCGCUUGACAGAAUUGAAUUGGCCGGGGUCUGCAAAGCAGUGCAUAAAAUAUAUAAACGACUUCGACGAAGCAACGAUGAAGCGGUUUAGUGAGAGAAGCGCCAUGGAUGCUAUUUGGUAUCUCAGUACGACAUAUUUUGAAAGUCGGAUUAAUGCGACCCAAUUUCCCGUUGUACAUAUGGUAGUGAAUAUUCUACUCAAAGUUACUCUGAGGAGUCAACAUCAGGUGAAGGAAUGCACGAAGAAACUUCUGAAUGAUUUUAUGAGAGCUGUAGAUGUAAGUCGGGUCGGCGCGUUUCUAUCGGUUUGGUUUAGAAAUUUUGUUCAGUUGUCAAGGAAGACGAUGUUGGAGAUGAGGAUAUCGAAGACGCAGUAAAUAUAAUGGUGCGGACAGUGGAGGAAGUAGAUCCGGAGACAUUAAGAUUGGCCGCUGAGAUUAAAGGGACCAUAUACAAGUUGUACGAGAACUGGGCCGUACUACCAGAACACGAAUAUCGGAUACCGAAAAAAAUGUAAGUAAUGGACAAUUUGGGCACACAACGUUUAGACUGUACUAGAAAAGAGGAAUUCGAGCUAAAAUUGCGCCAUUAUCGAUCGAACUUUUGUGACACUUUGCACCAAACUGGUGGUCUUAAAAAUACGAUAUUUGUUUGUGUUAUUCAAUCUUUGAGAUAUUCCACUUCAAAGUUCCAAAAAUCGAGAACUUUGCAGUCAUCUAGCGGGCGACGUUUAGUCACGAAUCCUACAAAACUGGUCAAUCUGCACUACAACACCAUUUUCAAUCACCAUGCAAAGUUUCAGAACUUUUUCCAACUCGUAACUCGACUUAUUGAGUCAUCUUUCCUGCUAUUAGAAUGAUUGAAAUCGUUGCCCGGGCUUUUGGCAAAAUGAAAAAAUCCUUGGCAUUCCGCAACUAGAGAGAUUUUAAUUAUCAAACUCAUCAAACAUGGUGUUUUUGAAAGACAAAACAGACCUGCCGUAACAAUAAAAAAUCUGAUAGGUUCUAAAGCCUUUUCCUGUCAAGAUUUUUUUUCAAUACCGCACAGCAUUCCGAACUUUUUUCGCCGCCGAUCGGUGUCCAAAAAAAUGAAAAAUUAAAAAGUGCACAUUACAUUUUCAUGUGUGUAAGGGUAGCCAGAAGAGAUACCGGCAAAAACAAAAACUCUUUAUGUAGAGUAAUCAAUUUCCUUUCAGAGUAUGUAAGUAUUGUCUUCAGGUUGUCCGCUACCUUUGAGAAAAUCGUCACUAAAAAAAUGGAAAUUUCGAUUUUGAAUGCCAAAAAAAUGUACUUUCUUGGGGCCGCCAAAAAAGAUGUUGGAGUCUAUCGUAAAGAGAAUUUCAAGGGCUACAACAUAUUAAAAUUUCAAGAUUUUUGUGGGGGUUUGAGUCAAGUUAGAGUGAAAAAACACUUGAUUUUGCACUUUUUCUUGAUUUAUUUGCACUUUUAGUGCAAAAAUAAAAAACCAUCCGUGGGCGAUGGAAUCUGUGUGUCAUGUCGGAUAUGCAUGCCAAACAUGAAGCUUCGCCGACGCUCCGGAGUCGCUGAAUAUCCGUUUAAAUACGAAACCUUAGAGUACUAUUUCUGUCGUUUGAAAUCGCUUUAUGUGCUCCAAGAUCCCUUCUAUCAAAAAUAUAUUGUGUGUAUACAGUGUAUAACAACUGCAUAACGACUUAGUUGCAAAAGUCUAACUCAGAUUGGCGGUUAAUUUAAUUGGUGUUGCAACAUCAAAAAUUGGCUCUGGGAAGGAUUUUCUGCCAAAUUCAAUUUUCGAAAUGAAAAAAAUAUAUCGUGAGUAAAUGAUAAGAAGUUGUUAUACACUGUAUAUAGACAAUAUACUUUUGAUCAAAAGGUAUCUUGGAGCAGAUAAAGCGACUUCAAACAAUAGAAAUAGUACUCUAAGGUUUCGUAUUUAAACGGAUAUUCAGCGACUCCGGAGCGUCGGCGAAGCUUCAUGUUUGGCAUGCAUAUCCGACAUGACACACAGAUUCCAUCGCCCACGGAUGGUUUUUUAUUUUUGCACUAAAAGUGCAAAUAAAUCAAGAAAAAGUGCAAAAUCAAGUGUUUUUUCACUCUAACUUGACUCAAACCCCCACAAAAAUCUUGAAAUUUUAAUAUGUUGUAGCCCUUGAAAUUCUCUUUACGAUAGACUCCAACAUCUUUUUUGGCGGCCCCAAGAAAGUACAUUUUUUUGGCAUUCAAAAUCGAAAUUUCCAUUUUUUUAGUGACGAUUUUCUCAAAGGUAGCGGACAACCUGAAGACAAUACUUACAUACUCUGAAAGGAAAUUGAUUACUCUACAUAAAGAGUUUUUGUUUUUGCCGGUAUCUCUUCUGGCUACCCUUACACACAUGAAAAUGUAAUGUGCACUUUUUAAUUUUUCAUUUUUUUGGACACCGAUCGGCGGCGAAAAAAGUUCGGAAUGCUGUGUACCGGGCUAAAUUACAGUUAUUCUAAUUUCUCGAAGAAGCCAAAAAAAUUAUUUAACAGUACGCCAAACAUUUGUUUUCGUGGCGUGACGCGACCAGAGUUCCGUGAAAAAACGUUGUGGCACCUAGAUUUGCAGGAAGUUAAUCCGGUGAUUUUUAAGCAUUUGAAGACAAAUUAUUUGUGGAUAUUCUUCCAGGUUGCAAGUCAUUAAACAAGAACGGGUAUCCAAGUGGGAGCCAGCACCACAACUACCCCCAGAACAGCCCCAACAUGAUCCCAUCAUACUUGCAAAUUCCAAUGCUGAAGGAUUAAUCAAGAAAGAGCCAGAAGAACGAAAGACGACUGUCAACAUAACAGUACCCUCCACUUCAGGAAUGACCACAGUUGUGCAUUUAGGAACGACAGAUCAAAGUUUGUGUAGCGAUACGUAUAAUUAAAAAACAAAUUUUAGUGUACAACAUGAGCCAGAUGCCAAUGUAUGGGAUGUAUCCGCCUUUUUCCUUCAUGCCGCCACCCCUGCAGGGGAUGUCCGUUCCCCCGUUUAUGACUCCCUUGCCUCCCCCAGGGCUUCCUUCAGUUCCCCCGUUUAUGCCUCCUCUACCCCCGACUCCGAGGCAGUCCUUGCCUCCGCCAAAUCAACCUUUGGUGGACCAGAAACCACCCCCUCCUCCUCCCCCUCCACCCCAACUCAUCAUUCCGCAGCUUUCGAAGAUAACUGACAAUAGUACUGAAAAACAAUUCAAAGUAGCCCAAAUGCAACCAGAACUAUACCAGAACACAGUAGAAGAUGAUAUCCCCGAAUCCUUGAUCAGCGUGCUGGCUAGGGAUAUGGCUCCAGAAAAGGCCCAAUCAGUGUGUUUCGAGCUCAUGAAAAGGUUUGAGAUUAAAGCCAGGAAGAGCACGACUGAAAAUUCGGUUGAACAAAGCGCCAGUGGCAGUAAAGCUUGGAUCGUUCCUUCGUUUGAGGAAAACGAUGAAUUUACGUUACAGAAGUCUCAACUGAACAAGUUAACGUUGUCAGAAGAGUCAGCUUCCUUGAAUAAGAAGCCUCACCGGGUCCGAAUUGCGGUUCCGCCUUUGCCCCCAGCAACCAUGGAUGCUACAAGUGUUCUUGCUCACACCAACAGUUUGAAACAAUAUCGGAAUUUGUUGGAUAGAGUAAGUUCCAACUUCUUUAUUAAUCUCAUUUUCAGCACAUAGAGUCGGUUUCCAAGUCACUGAUGUAA